Molecule: messenger RNA, 1402 nt
Organism: Pistacia vera
Lineage: Eukaryota; Viridiplantae; Streptophyta; Magnoliopsida; Sapindales; Anacardiaceae
Exons: 7
Coding region: 171-842 (223 amino acids)
Source: RefSeq, a predicted model, not a curated record
UUCCUACAUAGUGGAGAAAUAGUAUUUCUACUCAACCCCACUUUUAUAUCUUCUUGAUGAAAGAGCACAUGGCUGCGUUUCUUGUAUUUCUUGGCUGCCUGUUCAAGAUCAUCCACUUUACCCUCUAAACCCUUUGAACUCUCCGGGUUUAAGAUUGUUGCUAUAUCUUUAUGGCUUAUAUUCCACCACACAAGCGACACUCAAAGGAUUCGAACCGUCCAUCUCCAACUGCAGAGCUGCUUGCUCCACAUUUCAAGAGAGAUUUGAACUUGAGAUCAUCUCAGCAUAAUGUAGACAGGGUUGGGAAACUUAUCUUUGCAGACCAAUGCGUAUACAGAUGGUUCGUUGUUGAUUUGGAUGAUAAUCACCAAUUUCCUUCAUUUGUCCACCUUGAGCCGAUUUCAGAACCCAUUCAGCGGACUAUAGGAGAAAAGUCCUUAGUUUUAGUGAACAAUCAUGCAGAUAAAGGUAAUGAUGAAGUGGGAGGGAAUAUAUCAAGACGACCUUGGGAAUUUGUUGCUAAAAAUGCAUGGCCAGAUUUAUUGACUUCUUUUAACAAUCUGAGGAACAAAAUGGAGUGCAGAGAGCUGGAGAAAGUAAAGCCAGUAUUAGUCGCUAGAUUUGGCAAAAUUCUUUUUCAUGGGAACUAUUCUGUGAACAUAGAAAAGGUCAAAAAAGAUCCAAUAGCUGAAACCACUCUGAAACAAUUGCGGAGACAAUUUUAUACAAAUGUUCCUACGUCUUAUAUGGAAAACAUUAUAAGUGAAGUUGUGCCAAAAGUAGGAGUUGAUUUUGAAGCAGAUAAGGAUGUAUACUAUAUCUGGGUGAUUGACAAUGCAUGACGAAAGACAAUUUUAUGCAAAUGUAGAGUAAAAGAAGAUAAAAUGCUUGAGCUCUAUAAGAUUGAACUAAACCAUACUCGUCAAACGGUCAUAGACAUAUCAUGCGUGGAUAAGAAUUUAGACCUGAGGCUGAUGCUAUGGACCAAGAGUGUUGUCACUGACUUAACUGAUGAAGAAAUGCAGAGCCUUAGAAAUCUGAUUAGUUCAGCCGUUUUAGAUCCAGGAGUGAAGGGUGGUUUGAGAUGGCCCCUAGGUAAGUCAAACUCAGGGGUUCGGUAUCGUGUUAGUGGGGUUUGGCACACAGAAGUUAAGUUGUAUGAAAGCUCAUCACUGAGGCUCAAGGUAAGACAUGCUGAUCGAUUUAGUUUUAAGUCUUCUACUGGGGAGUCUGCAUUGGAGAUUACUCUGAAGUUGAAGCGAUUAGCUUCAGACAUACUGGUAAUUGUCAUUUAUUGCAUUCAACUUUUUCACUUGACCUUCUCUUUUCAUGUGGGACUUAAUAAAUGUUGAAAUUAUUGCUAUUCAGAAAUUUAUCAUUGAAGUGCUUGUUUUCCAGAUCU